AUAUAGCACGCGCAGCUCAGCUCCCCAACAAAGUCACCGCGCUGACAGUGUGCGGGAGCAGCAGAGGAGAAACCUAAUCUCAGAACCCAACAACACCUAGCAACAGUUGAAAAAACUUUGAAACAAAAGUCGGGGUGUGAGAUAGGCGGCUUCCAAUUCCUGCUGAUCCCGACUGAAGGAGAGAGAAGCUGCAGCUAUUCUGUGCCGUUUCCUGUAUGACUUCAGCGACUGGCUAGUUAGUCCCAGCAGAGUGGGAAAAGCGUUUUCCUCAGCCUUCUUUUGGGCUGGCUAGUUUUCCAGGACUCAGUCUUGGGCUGUGGGGCAAGCCACUGGGUUCUUCAAGGGAUACACCCUCCGAGAAAGGAUACAUCUUUGGUUAAAGGAGCUGCCAGCAGGUGGGAAUGAGAUCGCGAAACCAAGGUGGAGAAAGUUCAUCUAACAGGCAUGUCUCCUGCCCCAAGUCCUCCAUCAUCAGCAAUGCUGCUGGUACAGGCCCCUCGGAAGAGGCAAAAAAGAACAAGGCAAAUCGGAAGGAAGAUGAUGUCAUGGCUUCGGGAACUGUCAAACGGCACCUCAAGCCAUCUGGAGAAAGUGAAAAAAAGACCAAGAAGUCUCUGGAGUUAUCCAAGGAGGAUCUCAUCCAGCUCCUGAGUAUAAUGGAAGGAGAGCUGCAGGCUAGAGAAGAUGUGAUCCACAUGCUGAAGACAGAGAAAACCAAGCCCGAGGUUCUGGAGGCACAUUAUGGAUCUGCAGAGCCAGAGAAGGUGCUUCGGGUCCUGCACCGAGAUGCCAUCCUCGCUCAAGAGAAGUCCAUAGGAGAAGAUGUCUACGAGAAACCCAUCUCAGAGCUGGACAGACUGGAGGAAAAGCAGAAGGAGACGUACCGCCGCAUGCUGGAGCAGCUGCUGCUGGCCGAGAAGUGUCACCGGCGCACGGUGUACGAGCUGGAGAACGAGAAACUCAAGCACACUGACUACAUGAACAAGAGCGACGACUUCACCAACCUGCUGGAGCAGGAGCGAGAGAGGUUGAAAAAGCUCCUUGAACAAGAAAAGGCUUACCAAGCCCGCAAAGAAAAAGAAAAUGCUAAGAGGCUCAAUAAACUUCGAGACGAGCUCGUGAAACUGAAGUCCUUCGCACUCAUGCUGGUGGACGAGAGGCAGAUGCACAUUGAGCAGCUGGGCCUGCAGAGUCAGAAAGUGCAGGACCUCACCCAGAAACUGAGGGAGGAGGAAGAGAAGCUCAAAGCCGUCACCUACAAAUCCAAAGAAGACCGCCAGAAACUGCUCAAGUUAGAAGUGGACUUCGAACACAAGGCCUCGAGGUUCUCCCAGGAGCACGAAGAGAUGAAUGCCAAACUGGCUAACCAGGAGUCUCACAACAGACAGCUUCGACUCAAGCUGGUUGGCUUAUCUCAAAGGAUCGAAGAACUGGAAGAGACCAACAAAAACCUCCAGAAGGCCGAGGAAGAGCUUCAGGAGCUGAGGGAUAAAAUCUCCAAAGGGGAAUGUGGGAACUCCAGCCUCAUGGCAGAGGUGGAAAGCCUGCGGAAGCGCGUGCUGGAGAUGGAGGGCAAGGAUGAAGAGAUCACUAAGACGGAGGCCCAGUGCAGGGAGCUGAAGAAGAAGCUGCAGGAGGAGGAGCACCACAGCAAGGAGCUCCGGCUUGAAGUGGAGAAGCUGCAGAAGAGGAUGUCGGAACUGGAGAAGCUGGAGGAAGCCUUCAGCAGGAGUAAGUCGGAAUGCACCCAGCUCCAUCUGAACCUGGAGAAAGAGAAGAAUCUAACCAAAGACCUGCUGAAUGAGCUGGAGGUGGUCAAGAGUCGAGUUAAAGAACUCGAGUGCUCGGAAAGUAGACUGGAGAAGGCUGAGCUGAGCCUCAAAGAUGACCUCACGAAGCUCAAGUCCUUCACUGUGAUGCUGGUGGACGAAAGGAAAAACAUGAUGGAAAAAAUAAAGCAAGAAGAGAGAAAAGUGGAUGGGUUGAAUAAAAACUUUAAGGUGGAACAGGGAAAGGUUAUGGACGUCACUGAAAAACUAAUCGAGGAAAGCAAGAAGCUUUUAAAACUCAAGUCCGAGAUGGAGGAAAGGGUGUCCAGUUUGACAAAGGAGAGGGAUGAAUUGAUGGGUAAGCUGAGAAGUGAAGAGGAGAGGUCCUGUGAACUAAGCUGCAGCGUCGAUGUCCUGAAGAAGCGGCUUGAUGGUAUAGAGGAGGUGGAAAGGGAAAUAAACAGAGGGAGGUCCGGCAAGGGGCCUGAGUUCACCUGCCCCGAGGACAAUAAGAUCAGGGAACUAACGCUGGAAAUCGAGAGGCUGAAGAAGCGUCUCCAGCAGCUGGAGGUGGUGGAAGGCGACUUGAUGAAGACGGAGGAUGAGUAUGACCAGCUGGAGCAGAAGUUCAGAACCGAGCAGGACAAGGCAAACUUCCUCUCGCAGCAGCUGGAAGAAAUCAAGCACCAAAUGGCCAAGAACAAAGCCAUAGAGAAAGGAGAAGCUGUGAGCCAGGAAGCCGAGCUGCGGCACAGGUUUCGGCUGGAGGAGGCUAAGAGUCGUGAUUUGCAGGCUGAGGUGCAGGCUCUCAAGGAGAAGAUCCACGAGCUGAUGAACAAAGAAGACCAGCUGUCCCAGCUCCAGGUGGACUAUUCGGUCCUUCAGCAAAGGUUUAUGGAAGAAGAGAAUAAGAACAAGAACAUGGGGCGGGAAGUUCUCAACCUGACCAAAGAGCUGGAGCUGUCCAAGCGCUACAGCCGCGCUCUCAGGCCCACCGGGAACGGCAGGAGGAUGGUGGACGUGCCAGUGGCCUCCACCGGAGUGCAGACCGAGGCUGUGUGCGGGGAUGCUGCGGAGGAGGAGACCCCGGCUGUGUUCAUUCGCAAAUCCUUCCAGGAAGAAAAUCACAUCAUGAGCAAUCUUCGACAGGUGGGCCUGAAGAAGCCCAUGGAACGAUCCUCGGUCCUCGACAGGUAUCCCCCAGCAGCCAACGAGCUCACCAUGAGGAAGUCCUGGAUUCCUUGGAUGAGAAAAAGAGAAAACGGCCCUUCUACCCCACAGGAGAAAGGGCCUCGGUCAAACCCAGGUGCAGGGCACCCCGGGGAGCUGGUCCUAGCACCAAAGCAGGGCCAGCCCCUGCACAUCCGCGUGACACCAGACCACGAGAACAGCACCGCGACCCUGGAGAUCACAAGCCCCACGUCUGAAGAGUUUUUCUCUAGUACCACCGUCAUUCCUACUUUAGGCAAUCAGAAACCAAGGAUAACCAUUAUUCCAUCACCCAAUGUCAUGUCGCCAAAGCCCAAAAGUGCAGAUCCGACUCUCGGCCCAGAACGAGCCAUGUCCCCUGUCACGAUUACUACUAUUUCCAGAGAGAAGAGCCCGGAAGGUGGAAGGGGUGCCUUUGCAGACAGGCCCGCAUCUCCGAUCCAGAUCAUGACGGUGUCAACAUCCGCAGCUCCCUCUGAAAUUGCUGUCUCUCCUGAAUCCCAGGAAGUACCAAUGGGAAGGACUAUCCUUAAAGUCACCCCAGAAAAACAAACUGUUCCCACCCCGGUGCGGAAGUACAACUCCAAUGCCAAUAUCAUCACCACGGAAGACAAUAAAAUUCACAUUCACCUGGGUUCUCAGUUUAAACGAUCCCCGGGGCCUGCAGCUGAAGGCGUGAGUCCAGUUAUCACCGUCAGGCCCGUCAAUGUGACAGCUGAGAAGGAGGUUUCUACAGGCACAGUCCUUCGCUCUCCCAGGAACCACCUCUCUUCACGACCUGGUGCUAGCAAAGUGACCAGCACUAUAACCAUAACCCCGGUCACAACAUCAUCCACAAGAGGAACCCAGUCAGUGUCGGGACAAGAUGGGUCAUCUCAGCGGCCUACACCCACCCGCAUUCCUAUGUCAAAAGAAAGCAUCAUCAUUCACCAGUUGCGAAUGAGCUCCAGAUGAGAUUACCAAGCCCAGCCCUCAGUCAUCACUAAGGUCCUCCAUGCUACUGAUGUUGACUGGAAACACCCUAUGACUUCCAGUGAUUUUGUUUUGAGGAUAUAAUUUAACAGUUAAAAACCACAUUGUGGAUGAUAUGAACAAAUGUAACAAAAGCAAUUGAAUCUUUGUGCCAAAGAAAGUUUUCUUCUCUUUGCAAAGCUUUCAGGUCUGUGGGCACAUGCCGUGUAAUUUUAUGUAUUUUUAUAAUACAUUUUGUAAUGUGAUUUCUUUCCCUAAAUUGUUUCUUUUUUCAUAGUCUGUGGCACAUAUAUCUGUAGAUUACACUGUCAGUUCUUCAAAGUGUUGAUAUUGUGUAUUUAAAAGGUUAACAUAUCCUUUUCUUUUUAUUAAUUUGUUAUUUUUAAGGAAAAGAAAGCACAGCACUCUAUUUCCCUGGGCAACUUUAAGAGGUAAAACCUACAAACCUGGGUUUAAUUCCUGGGACCUACAUGGUGAAGGGAGGUAACCAAGUCCUACCUUCUUACUCAUAUGACGCUGUGGUCCCGAUUGUGGUUCAACACUGAAAACAGCGUUCUGGCUUAGGAGUUUAAGUACUUAAAACCAAUUUGUGUCUCCUGCUUGUGUUCUGUAUGGGAAACAAACAGCUUUGACUGGCAGUUCAAUUUUAUUUCUAUCUGCAUUAUUAUUAUGUAUACAAAACAUAAUAUGACUGUGAUGUUAGGGUGUUUCCCACAUAUUACUUCUACCCCCACAAAAGGUUACAAAUAAAAAUGAACCUAGAAAAUGUCAACCUUUUUUUUUUUUUUUCAAAAAAAUAGGGAGACUCAAAUGUAGAUAAUCAUUUCCCUCUGAUUUUUACUGACUUUCACAACUCCAUGUAGGUUGCGGAGAACAACUCCUCCUACUAUUACUAUUCUUCUUGGUACAGGUUCUUGCUAUAUAUCCCUAGCUGGCCUAAAACUGGCUGUGUAGACCAGGCUGGCCUUGAACUCAAGGGAUCUGCCUGUCUGUGCCUCUCACAGGUGCUGGGACUAAAGACAUGUGCCAUUGUGUAAAGAGUAUGUUUUUAAAGAAUUAAAAGCCCAAACUGUAUUACUCAAGUCUCCAUGUCAGAGCUGCUGUUGAAUUUAGGUUUACGUGAAAAUGUGAAGUCUACUUGAAACUCUACUUAAAAAAAAUACUGCCAAUGGGGGUGGGAAUGUUUCCAAUAAGAUCUUUAAAAUAACUUUAAAGAUAAAUUAAAGGUUGAUAGUUUAGUUUAGUUUCUAAAUGCAGAAGUCAUUUAUCAUGCUACUUAAAUGUGAAUGAAGAGCCAAUGCUUCUUCUGAAUGUUAUGAGGUAAGUAAAAUCACCCAAGUUAAGUUCUGCAAGCUCACCACUAUAGUCCACAAGCUGUACCCACAUCAGCCACAGAGUCUCUGGAAUGGGAAAAACAAUGCGAAAUUUCCUCCCUUAUGUAACCUAGGUUUUAAUGUAAUCUGUGGAACUGACAAAUCAUAGUCAAUAUAUACUGUAAAUGAAAUAACUAUAUUUUCUAAAAACUAUUCUUGCUUUGUUAAAAGUAAGAUAAAUGUUAUGUUAGGCUUACCCAAGCUUGAAUGACUGUGGAGGUCUCACAUAACCUUCUGUGGUUUUGAUUACUGACCCAGAAGCCUGGAGUGUGUGUGUG
Messenger RNA from Peromyscus eremicus (cactus mouse), 5601 nucleotides. RefSeq names its product filamin A interacting protein 1 (gene Filip1). NCBI's taxonomy places the organism in Eukaryota, Metazoa, Chordata, Mammalia, Rodentia, Cricetidae. The transcript has 7 exons. The coding region runs from base 402 to 3932 and encodes 1176 amino acids. The record is from RefSeq and is a predicted model, not a curated record.